GAUUGGACGAUCUUGAUCUUGUCUGACGCAAGCAAGCUAGGCACAGCUCCUCACUAAGACAAUAAACACUCUCUCUGUCUCUUUCCAUCUCUUUCUUUCUCUCUUUCUCCCUCGCGCUGUCUCCCUCGUUCAUUACUAAGGGCUCAGAUCUGAGAGAGAUUCGAAUCGGUCCCGUCACUGUUGCAAUUUGGUCACAGAUGGAUAAGGUUUUGAAGGUUUUGGUUAUUUGUUGUUGAAGCUGUUUGGUGUGGUUAUUUGGUUCCGUGAACAUCCAUCUCUGAAUCAACAGCUGAGUCUUUUCUAUUACGCAUGCUGCACGCUUGAUUAAAGCUUUCAACGGGAUGAAUAACCACAAUUGAACUGAAAUCUGCUUCUCAUGUCUGGCAAAAUAUCUCCUUUUAAUCAUUUGAUCCAGAUUUGGGCUAAAAGAUAUCUUCUUAGAGGUUGGUGACGUGAAGAUUAUCAGUAGGGUGCCAAGUUAGACCUAGCAACAUGGUCAUUAACAGGCAGCUAGUUUUGACCUAUCUUUAUCUUCUGGUGUAUAUAUUGCUUUCGUCAGGAGUUAUUUUAUAUAACAAGUGGGUUCUCUCACCAAAGUAUUUCAAUUUCCCAUUUCCUAUAACGCUUACAAUGAUUCAUAUGGGCUUUUCGGGAUUGGUAGCUUUCUUUCUAGUACGAGUUUUCAAGGUUGUAACUCCAGUCAAAAUGACUUUUGAAAUUUAUGCAACAUGUGUAAUCCCCAUUAGUGCCUUCUUUGCUUCAAGCCUCUGGUUUGGCAACACGGCAUAUUUGUUUAUCUCUGUGGCCUUCAUCCAAAUGCUCAAAGCCCUCAUGCCAGUAGCCACAUUUCUCAUGGCUGUUAUUUGUGGUACCGAUAAACUACGUUGGGAUAUAUUCUUGAACAUGGUGUUGGUUAGCAUUGGAGUUGUGGUAUCUUCAUAUGGUGAAAUCCAUUUCAACAUAGUCGGCACAGUUUAUCAGGUCACAGGAAUAUUUGCUGAAGCACUUAGGUUGGUCUUAACUCAAGUUCUUCUCCAGAAGAAAGGCUUGACACUAAAUCCUAUUACCAGUUUGUAUUACAUUGCUCCAUGCAGCUUUGUGUUUCUCUUUGUGCCCUGGUAUCUAUUGGAGAAGCCUGGAAUGGAAGUUUCACAGAUUCAAUUUAAUUUUGGGAUAUUCUUCUCCAAUGCUCUUAGUGCCCUGGCAUUGAAUUUCUCAAUCUUUCUAGUUAUUGGUAGAACCAGCGCUGUGACAAUUCGAGUUGCUGGUGUCUUAAAGGACUGGAUACUCAUUGCCCUUUCGACUGUUGUCUUCCCAGAAUCAACUAUUACCACUCUUAACAUUGUUGGUUAUGCCAUUGCCAUAUGUGGUGUAAUCAUGUAUAAUUACUUGAAAGUCAAAGAUGUCCGUGCAUCACAACUUCCUAUUGAGAAUCUUGCAGAAAGAACAGCAAAGGAAUUCAAGAUGGAAAAGAAGUCAUCUGAUCUGUAUGUCCCAGAUGACACUAUCAACAGUAGCAGUGGGCUGAGGAUUGGUAGAAAUUCUGCUUCUGAUGUUAACGUGGAUGAAGAAGCACCUCUGUUGGCUUCCUCAAGGCUAUCCCAUUUGGGCCAAAGCCAAUAUAGCAGCCACUCAGCUUGAUCGUUGGUAGCCCAGAAACGCUUCAUUAAAUUUUUCCAGAUCACCAUCAAUACAUCAUAAAAAUAUUUCAGCAGAGAAGCAGUGAGCAGGUUUGAAGUGCGUAGCCCCCUAUUUUUAUUGCUCUGGGGGAGAAGAACUGUCACGCUUUGUAGAGCAUCUUACUGUCGUAUAUUUGUUCUGAUUCAUUGGGAAUAGUUUAGUUCAAGAGUGGAUUUAUUUUUUGGCCGUGCUGUCUCCCUGCUUUCUAGACUUGGUUUAAAUCUUUAGCAGACUUAGGAGCUAUAGUUAAAUGUUAUUCAUUUCCACUCACUCUUGUGGGAAGGCCCUCAAUAGUUUUCUAAUUUGGUGCAAGGGAUCCCUCAAUAUUUCCUUCAACACCCCCUCCCAAUGCUGGGGUACAAUGUAACGAUCAGUAUAUGCAGAAAAUACUAAUGGAUUCUAAUUCUUUAAUCCUCAGUGUGGAUUCUUCAGGCGUGUUUCG
Molecule: messenger RNA, 2122 nt
Organism: Coffea eugenioides
Lineage: Eukaryota; Viridiplantae; Streptophyta; Magnoliopsida; Gentianales; Rubiaceae
Product: probable sugar phosphate/phosphate translocator At3g17430
Exons: 10
Coding region: 493-1641 (382 amino acids)
Cellular component (GO): trans-Golgi network; endosome; Golgi apparatus
Molecular function (GO): antiporter activity
Source: RefSeq, a predicted model, not a curated record